Messenger RNA from Drechmeria coniospora, 2973 nucleotides. Its product is annotated as SNARE-dependent exocytosis protein. The transcript has 3 exons. Bases 1 to 2973 code for a protein of 990 amino acids. The record is from RefSeq and is a predicted model, not a curated record. Gene Ontology annotation, biological process: establishment of cell polarity; regulation of protein secretion; regulation of exocytosis. Lineage: Eukaryota; Fungi; Ascomycota; Sordariomycetes; Hypocreales; Ophiocordycipitaceae. Gene Ontology annotation, molecular function: myosin II binding; GTPase activator activity; syntaxin binding. Gene Ontology annotation, cellular component: cytoplasm; plasma membrane.
AUGGCCAGCUUUCUUCGCAGCAAGCAGGCAGGCAUCCAGGCCGACCUCUCGGCGAGCAUCCGGCCGGAGCUUCUGGCGCCCGACGACCAGGCUCGCUUCGGCAUCAACUCGCCCAUCAGCUGCCUCGGGUACGACCCCGUGCAGUCGCUGCUCGCCAUCGGCACCAGCUCAAGCAGGUUUGGCCCCGGCAAGAUCUACGUCUUCGGUCAACGUCGCGUGCAGAGGGUGCUCGAGCCGUCGCGGCCCACGUCCCUGCAGUGCCUGCAGUUCAGCGCGAAUCGCCUCAUCAGCCUUGACAUCAAGAAUGAGCUCGUCGUCUGGGACCUCGACACGGGCGCGCGCCUGGCUGCCCAAAUAAUCGCCGGCCGCGUCAUGGUCGUGGCCUCGGACCCCAUGCUCGACUGGGUCUUCCUCGGUCUCCAGAACGGCGACGUCAUGGCCUACGAUCUCGAUCGCAUGAGCCUCGCUCGCGCCUUUCGCCUGCCGAACUUUUGGGCCAGCCGCGGUCCCGAGGCGAGAGCGGCGACGCUCGUCUCCCUCUCGAUGCAUCCGCGGGACGCCGGCAAGCUGCUGAUCGGAUACACGCACGGCGCCGUCGUCUAUUCCUUCAAGCAGAGCCAGCCGGUCCACUUCCUCGAGUACACGCUGCGCCCCGGCGCCCCCGGCGGCAGAAGCACCGGCGUCGACACCCUGCGUCGACCGCGCUUGACCCACGCCGUCUGGCACCCCUCCGGCACCUUCAUCGUCACCGCUCACGACGACGGCAGCCUCGUCCUGUGGGACGCCAAGGAGGCCAAGAUGAUCACCGCUCGCACCUUGAGCGCGACGGCCGUCGAGCAGCCGGCCGCCAACUCGGCGAAGCCCACCUUCUCGGAGCCCUUCACCAAGAUCGCCUGGUGCUGCAAGGACAACAGCGACGACACGGGCCUGCUGGUGUCUGGCGGCCAGAGCCCCGACGCCUCCCCCAAGGGCAUGACUUUUAUCGAUCUCGGAUUGACGCCCACCUAUGCCACGUCCUCCUGGCACAUGCUCGCCGACUACUUCGCCGGCAAACGAGUCGUCACUCUCUCCCUGCCUCCGGGAACCUGUGCCCUCGACUUCCUGCUGCUCCCUCGAUCGUCACCGCACUUUGCCGGCGCUCAGGACCCGAUAGCCAUCGUCACCGCCCUGUCGUCGGGGGAGCUCAUCACCAUGAGCUUCCCGUCCGGAUACCCCAUCAGCCCGACGAACCAGCUCCAUCCCUCCACCUUCUUCGUCCACCCCUUCAUCACAAAGGUCAGCGUGUCGAGUCUCGAGCGGCCGAGGUGGCUCAGCAUGUUCGAGAAGAGAGACCAGGGUCCCCCGCUGCUCAAGGGCGGCGCCGAGGCGUCCAAGCCACGGAAACGAUUCGAGGAGAGGACAAUCAUUCAAGCGGCGCAUGCCGACAGCACCGUACGAAUCUGGGAUUCGGGCCACGCCGACGACAUUGAGAAUGAGCAGGUUCUGCAGGUCGACGUGGCGCGCGCGCUUGACCGCUUCGACGAUAUUGAAAUCACCGCCAUGAGCAUGUCCAGCAGCACCGGCGAGUUUGUCGUCGGAACGAAGACCGGCGAGGCCGUCGUGUAUCGCUGGGCGGCGAACCGUUUCUACGGCCGAGAGGAGCCGGCGAGCCUGGAUCCGAAUCCCAAGGGCCUGACGGACAUUGGCUCCCGAGCGGAGCCGACCCUGAAAGAGGGCCUGCAGCCGUUCGUGCUCUACGAAAUGAUGAUGGGCCCCAUCACCGCCGCUCAAGUGUCCAACGUCGGCUUUGUCGCCGUCGGUUCCGAGCUGGGCUUUCUGACCAUCCUAGAUCUUCGCGGGCCCAGCAUCAUCCUUCAGGCGCCCCUGACCGACUUUUUGAAGCAAGAGAAGCGAGGAUCCUUCCUCAAGAGCCACCACCGCUCAGGCUCGGGUUCCCUAAAGGAGUGGCCCGUGGUCAUGGAGUUUGGCGUCAUGACGCUCAACGACGACAAGUACUCGAGCAUCUGCUGCUUCGUCGGCACGAACCUCGGCAAGGUCAUCACCUUCAAGCUUCUCCCUGCCGCCGAAGGCGGCUACUCCGUCCAGGUCGCCGGUCUGGCUACUCUCGACGGUAGGGUCAUCUCCCUGUCGCCCAUCGUGGCGGAGACGGGGAAAUCUGCCGUGGCCACUGGCGCCGCCGUCGCCGGCCUGCGUGAAGGAAUCCGCGUCAGCGGUGCGCUCGUUGCCGUCACCCAGAAAGAGGUCCGCGUCUUUCGGCCGGCACACUCGAAGGGGGCUUCGAGGGAGUUUGAUGGCGCCAUGUGCGACGCCGCCAGCGUCGCUGAGCUGGAGCUUCUCGGUGUCGCCGUCGUCGCCCUCUUCGGAGAUCGCACCGUGAGGGCAUUUUCCAUACCGGGACUGAAAGAGAUCGGCAAGGCGGAACUUCCCAUGGUGGACGUGAGCCGCAACCCGUCGGCCGUCGUAACCCAGACGGGCGAUAUUUUCGCCUGGACUGGACCGAGCGAGCUGGCCGUCAUCCACGUCUGGGGCACGGGCAAGUCCCUGCAGCCGUCGCAGGAUACGCUGAUCAACCCGAAGCUAGUGUGCCCGCCGAGGCCUACCAUCUCCAACCUUCAAUGGAUUUCGGGCACCCAGUACUUGUCCCCGCUGGACCUUGAUCUCCUCGUGGGCGGGCCCGAUCGGCCACCGAGCAAGCGCAUGAUGGACGCGGCGGCGGCCGAGCAGCGUGCCGCCCGGGGAGGCGGCGCGGCUUCGGCGGCGGCCGUGGCCGGGGCGGCGGCGGCGGGCCAGGAGAGCUGGGGGCAGUACUUGUCGCGGCAGCUGAACGAGCGUACGGAGAAGCUGAACAGCAUAGGCGACGGCAUGGACAACCUGCAGCAGCAGAGUCAAGGGUGGGCGGACGACGUGAAUAAAUAUAUCAGCAAGCAGAAGCGAAACUUGGUCGUGGGAAGUCUUAAAAGCAAAUUCUUUUGA